AGAAGCCUACUGAUGACUGCUAGGUGGCAGCUAAAUCAGGAGAACAAACAGCUGCUCUGCUCAUUAUUUCAGACCACACUGGGGUACAGAGCUUGUGCUUCGGGAUGGAAACCAGCGUGUAUCCUUACAGGGAAUUGUGCUUUCCAGGACCUCAUGAACUCUAUUUUAAGAACCUCUCAAAACGAAGAGAGCAAGUCAUGGAGAAGAAUGGGAAUAACCGAAAGCUUCGGGUUUGCGUUGCUACUUGCAACCGCGCGGAUUAUUCUAAACUUGCCCCAAUCAUGUUUGGCAUUAAAACAGAACCUGAAUUCUUUGAACUUGAUGUGGUGGUUCUUGGCUCUCACCUGAUAGAUGACUAUGGAAAUACAUAUCGCAUGAUUGAACAAGAUGACUUUGAUAUCAACACCAGGCUGCACACUAUCGUUAGAGGGGAAGAUGAGGCAGCCAUGGUGGAGUCAGUAGGCCUGGCCCUAGUGAAGCUACCAGAUGUCCUUAAUCGCCUGAAGCCUGAUAUCAUGAUUGUUCAUGGAGACAGGUUUGAUGCCUUGGCUCUGGCUACAUCUGCUGCCUUAAUGAACAUCCGAAUCCUUCAUAUUGAAGGUGGGGAAGUCAGUGGGACCAUUGACGACUCUAUCAGACAUGCCAUAACAAAACUGGCUCAUUAUCACGUGUGCUGCACCCGAAGUGCAGAGCAACACCUGAUAUCCAUGUGUGAGGACCACGACCGCAUCCUUUUAGCUGGCUGCCCUUCCUAUGACAAACUUCUCUCAGCCAAGAACAAAGACUAUAUGAGCAUCAUUCGGAUGUGGUUAGGUGAUGAUGUAAAAUGUAAAGAUUACAUUGUUGCACUGCAGCACCCUGUGACCACUGACAUUAAACAUUCCAUUAAAAUGUUUGAGUUAACAUUGGACGCACUCAUCUCAUUUAACAAGCGGACUCUAGUUCUGUUUCCAAAUAUUGAUGCAGGGAGCAAAGAGAUGGUCCGAGUGAUGCGGAAGAAAGGCAUUGAGCAUCAUCCCAAUUUUCGCGCAGUUAAACAUGUCCCAUUUGAUCAGUUUAUACAGCUGGUCGCCCAUGCUGGUUGUAUGAUUGGGAACAGCAGCUGUGGGGUACGAGAGGUUGGUGCUUUUGGAACACCUGUGAUCAACCUGGGAACACGUCAGAUUGGAAGAGAAACAGGAGAAAAUGUCCUUCAUGUCCGGGAUGCUGACACCCAGGACAAAAUAUUGCAGGCGCUGCACCUUCAGUUUGGUAAACAGUACCCCUGUUCGAAGAUAUAUGGGGAUGGAAAUGCUGUUCCAAGGAUUUUGAAGUUUCUAAAAUCUAUUGAUCUUCAAGAGCCACUGCAAAAGAAAUUCUGCUUUCCUCCUGUGAAGGAGAAUAUCUCUCAAGAUAUUGACCAUAUUCUUGAAACUCUAAGUGCUUUGGCUGUUGAUCUUGGUGGGACAAACCUUCGAGUUGCAAUUGUCAGCAUGAAGGGUGAAAUAGUUAAAAAGUAUACUCAGUUCAAUCCUAAAACCUAUGAAGAGAGGAUUAAUUUAAUCCUACAGAUGUGUGUGGAAGCUGCAGCAGAAGCUGUAAAACUGAACUGCAGGAUUUUGGGAGUAGGCAUUUCCACAGGUGGCCGUGUAAAUCCUCGGGAAGGAAUUGUGUUGCAUUCAACCAAACUGAUCCAAGAGUGGAACUCUGUGGAUCUCAGGACCCCUCUGUCUGACACUUUGCAUCUCCCUGUGUGGGUGGACAAUGACGGCAACUGUGCCGCCCUUGCAGAAAGGAAAUUUGGCCAAGGAAAGGGACUGGAAAACUUUGUUACACUUAUCACAGGCACAGGAAUUGGUGGUGGAAUCAUCCAUCAGCAUGAAUUGAUCCAUGGAAGCUCCUUCUGUGCUGCAGAACUUGGCCACCUUGUUGUGUCUCUGGAUGGGCCAGAUUGUUCCUGUGGAAGCCAUGGGUGUAUUGAAGCCUAUGCCUCUGGAAUGGCCUUGCAGAGGGAAGCAAAAAAGCUACAUGAUGAGGACUUGCUCUUGGUGGAAGGGAUGUCAGUGCCAAAAGACGAAGCAGUGGGUGCACUCCACCUCAUACAGGCUGCAAAACUCGGCAACGCAAAGGCCCAGAGCAUCUUAAGAACAGCUGGAACAGCUUUGGGUCUUGGAGUUGUGAACAUCCUCCACACCAUGAAUCCUUCCCUUGUGAUCCUCUCUGGAGUCCUGGCCAGUCACUAUAUCCACAUUGUCAAAGACGUCAUCCGCCAGCAGGCCUUGUCCUCAGUGCAGGAUGUGGACGUGGUGGUUUCAGAUUUGGUUGACCCGGCCCUGCUAGGUGCUGCCAGCAUGGUUCUGGACUACACCACUCGCAGGAUCUACUAGCCUUCUGGGAACAAAAACAGGGACGAGACUCAAGAGCUCCCUAGUGGAAUCAACUUCUUGUCUUUGAGAUGAGCACGUCUUAAAAAGCAAAUUUGGUAUUAACUGCAGCCGACUUUGGCAAAGAAGUGUUCUAGUUCUUUGUUUCCUCUUCUCAAGUCACCUUUACCCUCCCCCCCAUUUUUGUAGAUGCUACUCUUUCUGAUAUUUUCCUAUAGGAGUCAUUUUAGCACAGAUACUCUAAGUUCUAGUCACAAUAUUCCAUGCCCAAAGGAGCUACACGAGGAAGACAAGGAAGUCUUAGGACUGUGCUUACUCAUGUACCAGUUGGACCUGAAGACCUUGCUUGAAAUGUGAGCCUCGUCUUGGAGUUGGAAUUAGUAAUUCUUCCUCCUAGGGCUGGGCAUGGUGGCUCACACCUGUAAUACUACCAUUCUGGGAGCUGAGGCGGGUGGAUUGCUUCAGCUCAGAAGUGUGAGACCAGCCUAAGCAAGAAUGAGAGCCCAUCUCUAAAAAUAGCCGGGCGUUGUGGCGGGCGCCUGUAGUCCCAGCUACUCGGGAGGCUGAGGCAAGAGGAUCACUUGAGCCCAAGACUUUGAGGUUUCUGUGAGCUAUGACACCACGGCACUCUAUUGAAGGUGACAAAGUGAGAUGAGCAAGUUUAAGAACAGUCUAAGCAAGAGUGAGACCUCGUCUCUUUAAAAAUGAAAAAUUGGGGCAAGGGGCGGCACCUGUGGCUCAGUGAGUAGCGCGCCAGCCCCAUAUGCCGAGGGUGGCGGGUUCAAACCCAGCCCCGGCCAAACUGCAACAAAAAAAUAGCCGGGCGUUGUGGCGGGCGCCUGUAGUCCCAGCUGCUCGGGAGGCUGAGGCAAGAGAAUCGCGUAAGCCCAAGAGUUAGAGGUUGCUGUGAGCCGUGUGACGCCACGGCACUCUACCAGAGGACGGUACGGGUACGUCCGUACCCGUAGAGACUCUGUCUCUACAAAAAAAAAAAAGGAAAAAUUGGGGCAAAAGGAUCAUUUGGGCCCAAGUGUUUCAGGUUGCUGUGAGCUAUGAUGUCCCCUCUUAUACAGAGAAAAAGUGAGACUCUAUCUCAAAAAAAAAAAGAUAUAUAUAUAUAUGAAAUAAAAAAUAAUCCUUCAUUCUCUCACCCCAAACUCGUCACAGAAAUCCAGGCAAGGGAACAGAAGGAAAUUUUACCAGGAAAGGCUUAAGAACAUUUUCUGUUUUAACAACUUUAUUGGUUUUUUUUUUUUUUUUUUUUUUUAAGAGACCUCCAGCUCUUGGGCUUAGGCGAUUCUCUUGCCUCAGCCUCCCGAGUAGCUGGGACUUAAGGUGCCCACCACAAUGCCCAGCCAUUUUUUGUUGCAGUUUGGCUGGGACCGGGUUCGAACCUGACACCCUUGGUAUAUUGGGCUGGCACCCUACUCACUGAGCCACAGACGCCACCCUAUUGGGGUAUUUUUUUAAAGUGGACAAUUUGAUAAACUUUGAGGUAUGUAUAUACCUGAGAAACCAUCACUACAAUCAAGACAUUGGACAUUCCUGUCACUCCCAAAUGUCAUGUGUUGAAAGAUGUUAUUAGUCCAGCAGAAUUAGUAAGAGUCCUUGGACCAGGGAUCUGAAUUACAGUGGUCUUAGAGACCUUGUCCUUAUCUUCUUAGGGACAGUGGCUGAGAAGCCACUAGGACUUACAACCUCUGAAAGGAGAUUAACUGUCCCAAAAGGAUCUUUCCCACUGACCAGCAGACACCUCUCCCUUUAAUAGCUUUUCCUCUUAUGUUGAAUAUGACUCUAGAGUGUUUAUUGAGUCAGUGUUUGUAUAUAACUAUACCCCAGAUCUGUGACUCUGGCUAAAUAAAUAAUCUCUGCUUUCACUGGUAUCAAAAUAUAAAAGGCAAAGUUCUGGCUAUUAAUUGCAACCUGGGCCAGGCAUGAUGUCUCAUGCCUGUACUCCUAGUAUUAUGGGAUGCUAAGGCAGGAGGAUUGCUUGAGCUUAGGAGUUCAAGACCAAUGUGAGCAAGAGCAAGACCCCAUCUCUACUAAAAAUAGAAAAGUUAUCUUGGCAAGUUGGUGUGUGCCUAUCUAUAGUCCUAGAUGGGUACAGGGAGGAUCGCUUGAGCCUAGAAGUUUGAGGCUGCAGUGAGCCGUGAUGUCACUGUACUCUAGCUGGGGCAACAGAGAAAGACUAUCUCCAAAAAAGAAAAAAAAAUUGCAACCUGGAAGAAAUACUUUCUGCUGUCAUUUAUUAUGUGCCUACUGUAUGCCAGGCUCUGAACUAGGAGUUUCAUAUACAUUGUCCUAGAUUCUCUCAUCCUGUGAGGUGGAUGUUUUAAUUCCUAUUUUAAAGAAUUUAGUGUGUUUAAGUGAGGUAGCUAAAGCUACGAUAGGGGCUAGUGAGUUUUUUUAAUUCUUCUGCUAAGAUGUACAACCUCUCAUUUCGAAAACACUUUCAAAAUGCUACUGUAUUCUAAUUUACCGUAGGCCACCAAAAACUUUAAUAUCUGAUUUGCAAAUGACUUCAUGUCUUCUUGAUCUGUCCCUCAGCUGUGAUUUACUCAAAUGUUCCUUUCUGCUAUGGAGAUUUGCCAGUGCAGUAUUUAAUCUAGUGACAGGUUUUUAUUGGUACUUUUAGAUGAUCUAAAAAGUAUAUGCAUAUAUUUUUCAGAUUGUUUUCUACUUUAGGAAAAUGAAGGUUUCUACAAUGUAUUGUUUCAGUGUUAGCACAUAAAAUAAGCUGAAGGAAUCUAUAUUGCAUUUGAACUACUUCCUUCCUGAUGGGUUAAUAUGAAAAAGAAAAGUUGGCAGAUUCUGAGAACUCUACCAGUCCAUAAAUAAUCCCCAGGGCCUAAUUAUUGUUCAAACAUUCCAUGGUGAUUCCUGGGAAGGAAGCUUAGAUGCUCUGUGUCUUGUCCGUAUCUGGGGCAAGAUGAUGAACCAUAAAGAGGCAUCAAUUAUUUCUUGGUGAAGUCUAAAUAACCGCUUUGUACACAGAAUAACUGCAUAGCUACCACCUUUCAUACCAAAUAUUUGAAAGGAUGGUACUGAAUCUAAAACCAAAUCUUUGUUUUUACUGAAUUCACAGAAAGGCUAAUAUAUUCCAACAUAAAUUAUUACAUAUCAUUAAAUAAAUAACUGCAUGUUAAUUUAUUUUAAUGUAAAUAUUUUUAUGGUACUGUUCCAAGGUAAAUUAUAAGAUAAGAAUACAUUUAAAGUGGGCGGUGCCUGUGGU
Messenger RNA from Nycticebus coucang (slow loris), 5595 nucleotides. It is a transcript of the gene GNE, whose product is annotated as glucosamine (UDP-N-acetyl)-2-epimerase/N-acetylmannosamine kinase. The transcript has 13 exons. Gene Ontology annotation, biological process: UDP-N-acetylglucosamine metabolic process. Lineage: Eukaryota; Metazoa; Chordata; Mammalia; Primates; Lorisidae. The record is from RefSeq and is a predicted model, not a curated record. Bases 105 to 2366 code for a protein of 753 amino acids. Gene Ontology annotation, molecular function: UDP-N-acetylglucosamine 2-epimerase activity; N-acylmannosamine kinase activity; hydrolase activity, hydrolyzing O-glycosyl compounds.